Molecule: messenger RNA, 363 nt
Organism: Trichoderma gamsii
Lineage: Eukaryota; Fungi; Ascomycota; Sordariomycetes; Hypocreales; Hypocreaceae
Exons: 1
Coding region: 1-363 (120 amino acids)
Source: RefSeq, a predicted model, not a curated record
AUGCAACGACUCAGUCUCGGAGAAGCUGAUAAAGGCUCAUAUGAAAGCGACGACCUGUAUAGAGAUGCAGAUAAAAGCGUUUCUAGGACUAUGCAAGGGUUAAAUCGGCCCAGCUUCCAGCCCUCGCGGCGUCCGGAUCACGGUUCGAGGUUCGAGUGUGGCCGGAAAGAAACCACGCAUUACCAAAGAUUUACUGCUAAUAGCUGUGAAACCGAAGAGUAUGGCGAUGAACACAUUGCGCAGAUUGCUGCCGAGGCAUUUGAAGGAGGUGAUGGGGGCGAUUUCGACUAUAUUGACGAAGAAUCUGCUGCUGAAGAUGAAGACGUCGGUGACGCCAGAAUGCCCGGUGGCGCAGUGGUGUAG